Dictyostelium purpureum is the source of this 1080-nucleotide messenger RNA. RefSeq lists its product as uncharacterized. The transcript has 5 exons. The record is from RefSeq and is a predicted model, not a curated record. NCBI's taxonomy places the organism in Eukaryota, Evosea, Eumycetozoa, Dictyosteliales, Dictyosteliaceae. Bases 1 to 1014 code for a protein of 337 amino acids. Gene Ontology annotation, molecular function: oxidoreductase activity, acting on the CH-CH group of donors, NAD or NADP as acceptor.
AUGGUUAAACAAAUUUUAUUAAAAGAAUACGUCAGCUAUGGUGCUCCAACAACUAACAAUUUCACUUUUAGUGAUUUUGAAUUAGAUGAAUCGAAAUUAGAAGAAAAUCAAAUACUUGUAUCUUUAGUAUUAGUCAGUGUAGAUCCAUACUUGCGUGGAAGAAUGUCUUUGGCAAAAAGCUAUGCUGAAUCUUAUAAGCUCAAUGAACCAAUGAUUUCAUUCUCUGUUGCUAAAGUAUUAAAAUCAAAUAAUGCAAAGUUUGCUGUUGGAGAUUAUGUUGUUGACGGUUUCCCAUGGCAAGAAAAAUCAAUUGUUACUCCAUCCCCAUUCGCUAAUAAAGUAGAUCCAAAAAUUCCACUUGAAACCUAUUUAAGUGCAUUAGGUUUAACUGGUUUAACUGCAUACCAUGGUUUAAAUGAAAUCGGCAAACCAAAAGAAGGUGAAACCUUAGUUGUUAGUGCUGGUUCUGGUGCCACUGGUAGUAUCGUUGGCCAAAUUGGUAAAAUUAAAGGUAGUAGAGUUGUUGGUAUUGCAGGCUCUGAUGAAAAAGUCAAAUUCAUGGUUGAGGAAUUAGGAUUUGAUGCUGGUGUUAACUAUAAGAGCCCAAAUUAUAAAGAAGAGUUAGCUGCAGCUUGUCCAAAAGGUGUUGAUGUAUAUUUUGAAAAUGUUGGAGGUGAUGUCAGUGAAGCAGUUUGGCCAUUAUUAAAUUUCAAAUCAAGAACUGUUGUUUGUGGUGUAAUUUCACAAUACAAUCGUACUACUCCUGAUAUUGGUCCACGUACCAUUGAGUUGUAUAUUUUAAAAACCUCUUCUCUUAUGCAAGGAUUUAUUGUAUCAAAUUAUUUCUCAAAUAAUCCAGCUGCAAUCAAAGAUCUUUCCCAAUGGUUUGCUGAAGGAAAACUUAAAGAUAAACAUACCAUUAACAGUGGAUUUGAUCAAAUAGUACCAUCAUUUUUAUCAUUGUUUGAAGGAACAAACACUGGUAAAAUGAUUGUUAGGGUUUCAAAUAAUUAAAAAAAUAAAAUAAACUUCAUUAUUCAUAUAUUAUAAUAAAUAUUAAUGAAUAAUUUUUUUUGAAUC